GUUUUGCAGCAACCCUGGAUGAUGACAAACCUUGGUACUCCAUUUUUCCCAUUGACAAUGAGGAGCUAGUAUAUGGACGCUGGGAGGACAAUAUCAUUUGGGAUGCUCAGGCCAUGCCCCGGCUCUUGGAGCCUCCUGUUUUGACACUUGAUCCCAAUGAUGAGAACCUCAUUUUGGAAAUUCCAGAUGAAAAGGAAGAGGCUACUUCUAACUCCCCCUCCAAGGAGAGUAAGAAGGAGUCAUCUCUGAAGAAGAGUCGAAUUCUGUUAGGGAAAACAGGAGUCAUCAAGGAGGAGCCACAGCAGAACAUGUCUCAGCCAGAAGUGAAAGAUCCAUGGAAUCUCUCCAAUGAUGAAUAUUACUACCCUAAGCAACAGGGUCUUCGAGGCACCUUUGGAGGAAAUAUUAUCCAGCACUCAAUUCCUGCUGUGGAAUUGCGGCAGCCCUUCUUUCCCACCCACAUGGGGCCCAUUAAGCUACGGCAGUUCCAUCGCCCACCUCUAAAGAAGUACUCUUUUGGGGCACUAUCUCAGCCAGGUCCCCACUCAGUCCAGCCCUUGCUAAAGCACAUCAAAAAGAAGGCUAAGAUGAGAGAACAAGAGAGGCAAGCUUCAGGUGGUGGAGAGAUGUUUUUCAUGCGUACACCUCAGGACCUCACAGGCAAAGAUGGAGAUCUUAUUCUUGCAGAAUAUAGUGAGGAAAAUGGACCAUUAAUGAUGCAGGUUGGCAUGGCAACCAAGAUUAAAAACUACUAUAAGCGGAAACCCGGAAAAGAUCCCGGAGCCCCAGAUUGUAAAUAUGGAGAAACUGUUUACUGCCAUACAUCUCCUUUUCUGGGCUCACUCCAUCCUGGACAAUUACUGCAGGCAUUUGAGAACAAUCUUUUUCGUGCUCCGAUUUAUCUUCAUAAGAUGCCAGAAAGUGACUUCCUUAUCAUUCGCACAAGACAAGGUUACUAUAUUCGGGAAUUAGUGGAUAUUUUUGUGGUUGGACAGCAGUGCCCCUUGUUUGAAGUUCCUGGGCCCAACUCCAAAAGGGCCAAUACACAUAUUCGAGACUUUCUCCAGGUUUUUAUUUACCGCCUGUUUUGGAAGAGUAAAGAUCGGCCACGGCGGAUCCGAAUGGAAGAUAUAAAAAAAGCCUUUCCUUCCCAUUCAGAGAGCAGCAUCCGGAAGAGGCUAAAGCUCUGCGCUGACUUCAAACGCACAGGCAUGGACUCAAACUGGUGGGUGCUGAAGUCUGAUUUUCGUUUACCAACUGAGGAGGAGAUCAGGGCUAUGGUGUCUCCAGAGCAGUGCUGUGCUUAUUAUAGCAUGAUAGCGGCAGAGCAGCGGCUGAAGGAUGCUGGCUAUGGUGAAAAGUCCUUUUUUGCUCCGGAAGAGGAAAAUGAGGAAGAUUUCCAGAUGAAGAUUGAUGAUGAGGUUCGCACUGCUCCUUGGAACACCACAAGGGCCUUCAUUGCUGCCAUGAAGGGCAAGUGUCUUCUGGAGGUGACUGGGGUGGCAGAUCCCACAGGGUGUGGUGAAGGAUUCUCCUAUGUGAAGAUUCCAAACAAACCAACACAGCAGAAGGAUGAUAAGGAGCCUCAGCCAGUGAAGAAGACAGUGACAGGAACAGAUGCAGACCUCCGUCGCCUGUCACUGAAAAAUGCCAAGCAACUUCUACGUAAAUUUGGUGUGCCUGAGGAAGAGAUAAAAAAGUUGUCCCGCUGGGAAGUGAUCGAUGUAGUACGCACAAUGUCAACAGAACAGGCCCGCUCUGGAGAGGGGCCCAUGAGUAAAUUUGCCCGUGGAUCAAGGUUUUCUGUCGCUGAGCAUCAAGAGCGUUACAAAGAGGAAUGUCAGCGCAUCUUUGACCUGCAGAACAAGGUUUUGUCCUCAACUGAAAUCUUAUCAACUGACACAGAUAGCAGCUCAGCUGAAGACAGUGACUUUGAGGAGAUGGGAAAGAACAUCGAGAACAUGUUGCAGAAUAAGAAAACCAGCUCUCAGCUGUCACGUGAGCGGGAGGAACAGGAGCGGAAGGAACUGCAGCGGAUGCUACUGGCAGCAGGCUCAGCAGCAUCAGGAAGCAAUCACAGAGAUGAUGACACAGCUUCUGUGACUAGCCUUAACUCUUCUGCCACCGGCCGUUGUCUCAAGAUUUAUCGCACAUUUCGCGAUGAAGAGGGGAAAGAAUAUGUUCGCUGUGAGACCGUCCGAAAGCCAGCUGUCAUUGAUGCCUAUGUGCGUAUACGGACCACAAAAGAUGAGGAAUUCAUUCGCAAAUUUGCCCUUUUUGACGAGCAGCAUCGAGAAGAGAUGCGAAAAGAACGGCGGAGGAUUCAAGAGCAACUGAGGCGGCUUAAGCGAAACCAGGAAAAGGAGAAGCUUAAGGGUCCUCCUGAGAAGAAGCCCAAAAAAAUGAAGGAGCGUCCUGACCUAAAACUGAAAUGUGGGGCUUGUGGUGCCAUUGGGCACAUGAGAACAAACAAAUUCUGCCCCCUUUAUUAUCAAACAAAUGCUCCACCUUCCAACCCUGUUGCCAUGACAGAGGAGCAGGAGGAAGAGUUGGAAAAGACAGUCAUUCAUAAUGAUAAUGAAGAACUUAUCAAGGUUGAAGGGACCAAGAUUGUCUUAGGGAAACAGCUAAUUGAGAGUGCCGAUGAGGUUCGCAGGAAAUCUCUGGUUCUCAAGUUCCCUAAGCAGCAACUUCCUCCCAAGAAGAAACGGCGAGUUGGAACCACUGUUCACUGUGACUAUUUAAAUAGACCUCAUAAGUCCAUUCACCGGCGCCGGACAGACCCCAUGGUGACGUUGUCAUCCAUUUUGGAGUCUAUCAUCAAUGACAUGAGAGAUCUUCCGAAUACGUACCCUUUCCACACUCCAGUCAAUGCAAAGGUUGUAAAGGACUACUACAAAAUUAUCACCCGACCAAUGGACUUACAAACGCUCCGUGAAAAUGUGCGUAAACGCCUCUACCCAUCUCGGGAAGAGUUCAGAGAGCAUUUGGAGCUAAUUGUGAAAAAUAGUGCAACCUACAAUGGGCCGAAGCACUCAUUGACCCAGAUCUCUCAAUCCAUGCUGGAUCUCUGUGAUGAAAAACUUAAAGAGAAAGAAGACAAAUUGGCUCGUUUAGAGAAAGCUAUCAACCCCUUGCUGGAUGAUGAUGACCAAGUGGCAUUUUCUUUUAUUCUGGACAACAUUGUCACCCAGAAAAUGAUGGCAGUUCCAGAUUCUUGGCCAUUUCAUCACCCAGUUAAUAAGAAGUUUGUUCCAGAUUAUUACAAAGUGAUUGUCAGUCCAAUGGAUUUAGAGACCAUACGUAAGAAUAUCUCCAAGCACAAGUAUCAGAGUCGGGAGAGCUUUCUAGACGAUGUCAACCUUAUUCUGGCCAACAGUGUUAAAUACAAUGGGCCUGAAAGUCAGUAUACCAAGACUGCUCAGGAGAUUGUGAAUGUCUGUUACCAGACAUUGACUGAGUAUGAUGAGCAUUUGACUCAACUUGAGAAGGAUAUUUGCACAGCUAAAGAAGCAGCUUUGGAGGAAGCAGAAUUAGAAAGCUUGGACCCAAUGACCCCAGGGCCUUACACACCUCAGCCUCCUGACUUGUAUGAUACCAACACAUCCCUCAGUAUGUCUCGAGAUGCCUCUGUAUUUCAAGAUGAAAGCAAUAUGUCUGUCCUGGAUAUUCCCACUGCCACUCCAGAAAAGCAGGUGACACAGAUGCGCCAGGGCCGAGGUAGGCUGGGCGAGGAAGACUCUGAUGUAGAUAUUGAAGGGUAUGAUGAUGAGGAGGAUGGGAAACCUAAGACUCCAGCCCCAGAAGGUGAAGAUGCAGAUGGUGAUCUUGCAGAUGAAGAGGAGGGAACUGUGCAACAGCCUCAAGCCAGUGUCCUGUAUGAGGAUUUGCUUAUGUCUGAAGGAGAAGAUGAUGAGGAAGAUGCCGGCAGUGAUGAAGAAGGAGAUAACCCUUUCUCUGCUAUCCAGCUGAGUGAAAGUGGAAGUGACUCUGAUGUGGGAUCUGGUGGGAUAAGACCCAAACAGCCCCGCAUGCUUCAGGAGAACACAAGGAUGGGCAUGGAAAAUGAAGAAAGCAUGAUGUCCUAUGAGGGAGACGGUGGGGAGGCUUCUCAUGGUUUGGAGGAUAGCAACAUCAGUUAUGGGAGCUAUGAGGAGCCUGAUCCCAAGUCGAACACCCAAGACACAAGCUUCAGCAGCAUCGGUGGGUAUGAGGUAUCAGAGGAGGAAGAAGAUGAGGAGGAGGAAGAGCAGCGCUCUGGGCCGAGCGUACUAAGCCAGGUCCACCUGUCAGAGGACGAGGAGGACAGUGAGGAUUUCCACUCCAUUGCUGGGGACAGUGACUUGGACUCUGAUGAAUGA
Messenger RNA from Lipotes vexillifer (Yangtze River dolphin), 4361 nucleotides. It is a transcript of the gene TAF1, whose product is annotated as TATA-box binding protein associated factor 1. The annotation marks the transcript as partial. The record is from RefSeq and is a predicted model, not a curated record. The transcript is spliced from 32 exons. Gene Ontology annotation, molecular function: histone acetyltransferase activity; RNA polymerase II general transcription initiation factor activity; TBP-class protein binding. Gene Ontology annotation, cellular component: transcription factor TFIID complex. Gene Ontology annotation, biological process: RNA polymerase II preinitiation complex assembly; transcription by RNA polymerase II. Lineage: Eukaryota; Metazoa; Chordata; Mammalia; Artiodactyla; Lipotidae.